Knipowitschia caucasica is the source of this 1866-nucleotide messenger RNA. Lineage: Eukaryota; Metazoa; Chordata; Actinopteri; Gobiiformes; Gobiidae. The record is from the annotation of a GenBank genome assembly.
AUGCGCAGACCCACGCACAGACACAGACCCACAGAACCAUGCGCAGACCCACGCACAGACCCAGACCCAGACCGCACAGACCCACACACAGACCCAGACCCCCACAGACCAGCACAGACCAGACCACAGACCAGAACCCACGCACAGACCCCACCCACCACAGACCCACGCACACCACGCACAGACCACAGACCCCCACAGACCCACGCACAGACCCACAGACCCACACACAGACACAGACCCACAGGCCCUCGCACAGACACAGACCCACAGAACCAUGCGCAGACCCACGCACAGACACAGACCCACAGAACCAUGCGCAGACCCACGCACAGACACAGACCCACAGACCCACACACAGACACAGACCCACAGGCCCUCGCACAGACACAGACCCACAGAACCAUGCGCAGACCCACGCACAGACACAGACCCACAGAACCACGAGCAGACCCACAGACCCACACACAGACCCACCACAGACCCGCGCACAGACCCACAGAACCACGCACAGACCCAGACCCGCGCACAGACCCAGACCCGCGCACAGACCCAGACCCGCGCACAGACCCAGACCCGCGCACAGACCCACGCACAGACACAGACCCACGCACAGACACAGACCCACGCACAGACCCACAGAACCACGCACAGACCCACGCACAGACCCACAGACCCACGCACAGACCCAGACGCACAGACCCACGCACAGACCCAGACCCGCGCACAGACCCACAGACCCACGCACAGACCCACGCACAGACCCACAGAACCACGCACAGACCCACGCACAGACCCACGCACGCACAGACCCACAGACCCACGCACAGACCCACGCACAGACCCACGCACAGACACAGACCCACAGGCCCUCGCACAGACACAGACCCAGACGCACAGACCCACACACAGACACAGACCCACAGGCCCUCGCACAGACACAGACCCACAGAACCAUGCACAGACCCACGCACAGACCCACAGACCCACACACAGACACAGACCCACAGGCCCUCGCACAGACACAGACCCACAGAACCAUGCACAGACCCACGCACAGACACAGACCCACAGACCCACGCACAGACACAGACCCACAGACCCACGCACAGACCCACAGACCCACACACAGACCCACAGACCCACACACAGACACAGACCCACAGGCCCUCGCACAGACACAGACCCACAGGCCCUCGCACAGACACAGACCCACAGAACCAUGCACAGACCCACGCACAGACACAGACCCACAGACCCACGCACAGACAGACCCACAGACCCACGCACAGACCCACAGACCACACACACAGACACAGACCCACAGGCCCUCGCACAGACACAGACCCACAGAACCAUGCACAGACCCACGCACAGACACACAGACCCACAGACCCACGCACAGACCCACAGACCCACGCACAGACCCACAGACCCACACACAGACCCACAGACCCACACACAGACACAGACCCACAGGCCCUCGCACAGACACAGACCCACAGAACCAUGCACAGACCCACGCACAGACACAGACCCACAGACCCACGCACAGACCCACAGACCCACGCACAGACCCACAGACCCACACACAGACACAGACCCACAGGCCCUCGCACAGACACAGACCCACAGAACCAUGCACAGACCCACGCACAGACACAGACCCACAGACCCACACACAGACACAGACCCACAGGCCCUCGCACAGACACAGACCCACAGAACCAUGCACAGACCCACGCACAGACACAGACGCACAGACCCACAGACCCACGCACAGACCCACAGACCCACACACAGACACAGACCCACAGGCCCUCGCACAGACACAGACCGUGGGCGGCACGGUGGCUGAGUGGAUAG